UAAACCAAAACAAUCAUCAGAAAUUAUUAUGAAUCGCCUAAAAAUUUCACUCUCUAAUACUCUAAACUAUUUUCCUGUCCUCGCGGGUCGACUUGUUGCUAGUAAAAACAGUGAUGAUGAUGACACCUUAUCUUUCUUUGUUGAUUGCAGCAAUGAAGGAGCUGAAUUCACACAUGUCACUGCAGUACCUGACUUGAAUGUGGCUGAUAUCUUGGAACAAACUUACGUCCCAAAGAUUGUCAAGUAUUUUUUUCCACUCAAUGGAGUACGCAACUAUGAAGGUGUUUCGAAACCAUUGUUGGCCGUUCAAGUGACUGAGCUAGUGGACGGAAUCUUCAUUGGUUGCACUAUCAAUCAUUGUGUAGCAGAUGGGACUUCAUUUUGGCAUUUCUUCAAUUGUUGGUCUGAAAUAACACGCAAUAGCAAUUCUAAGCUUAUUGUUAAUAAACCACCGGUUCUGGAUCGUUGGUUUCCUGAAUUUGUUGCUAGUCCAAUUCAUGUACAGAAACAUGAUGUACAUGAAGAUGAAUAUGAUGUACCUUUGUUAGAAGAAAGAGUUUUCCAUUUUAGCAAGGAGAACAUAGCUCACCUCAAAGCCAAAGCCAAUUCUAAAUAUGGAAACGACGACCAAAAUAUAAUUUGUAUCUCUUCAUUACAAGCUCUUUUGGCUCAUCUCUGGCAAUCUGUUAUCCGUUGCCGUAACGCUGACGAAAAUUUUAGUUUCAAAUUACUUAUAGGUGCAAGGCCAAGGCUUCAGCCGCCUUUACCUCAAGGCUAUUUUGGAAAUGCUGUGCAUUUUGUCAACAUCACAACCACCGCUAGGGAGAUAUUGGAGCAUGAUUCAGGUUGGGCUGCUUUGCAAAUGAAUAAGGUAGUAUCCACGCAAACCCAUGAAGAAGUUAUGAAUUUUUACCAAAGUUGGGUGAAGAAUCCAAAAAUAGUGAAAAAGAGUGAAGUGGUUUCUAAUAGCUUGAUUGCUAGCAGCUCGCCGCAUUUCAAUGUGUACGACAGUGAUUUUGGAUGGGGGAGACCUGUUGCUGUCAGAAGUGGUGCUGGCAACAAACAUGAUGGGAAAAUUACAAUCUUUUGUGGUGCAGAACAAGCAAGUAUCGACAUUCAAGCUUGUUUGACCCCUCAAACUUUGCAUGCCAUGGGAUACGAUACUAAAUUCAUGGCAGCUGUUACUAAAAUUCAUGACAUCGUUUAAGCUAAUUACAUUAUUAUUAUUAU
This is a messenger RNA of Solanum tuberosum (potato), 1230 nucleotides long. RefSeq lists its product as uncharacterized. The transcript has 2 exons. NCBI's taxonomy places the organism in Eukaryota, Viridiplantae, Streptophyta, Magnoliopsida, Solanales, Solanaceae. The record is from RefSeq and is a predicted model, not a curated record. The coding region runs from base 29 to 1207 and encodes 392 amino acids.